AGAGGCCCUCUCGGUAGGGACAGCGGGCUGGCGCCAGGGGCCGCAGGGCCGGAGCGUGCCUUUGAAGUUGAGUCCGUUACCAUCAUGAGCGGCCGAAGUAGGGGUAGAAAGUCCUCCCGCGCCAAAAGCCGUGGCAAAGGCCGCGCCAAAGGCCGAGUCCGCGCUACUCCUGGCGACGCCCCACGCGACCCGGACCCUCCACAGUGCCAGAGGCUCGGGGAGGAGACCAAGGCGGCACAGGUGCAGGCUGGCGCGGGUUGGGGUGGCCUGGAAACCGCUGCGCCCGCGCCGCCCCGCCGGCCCGGGGAAGAGGGUGCCUGCCGGUUCCCCCUGGACUGUGGCCUCGCGCUCCGGGCCCGGGCUGCGGGGGAUCGCGGGCAGGCCGCAACCAGGCCCGGCCCGGGGAAGGCCACAACCCUCUCGGAGCGCCUGGCGACAGACACUGUCUUCGUGGGAACCGCGGGGACCGUGGGAAGGCCGAAAAAUGUCCCCCGCGUUGGAAAUCGGCGCUGCCCCGCUGGGAAGAAGGCCCCAGUUACCUGUAGCGCAGUGGGGAGGGGGUCUCCGGCCGUCGCUGUUGGGAAACCGAAGAAAGGGACCACUGGGGAGUCUGCCUCCAUUCCAGUGGUAGAGGAAAAGAAGGUGGAGAAGGAUGCAGGGUCAGGGCCCCCGGCAACAGAUGGCAGCAUGGAUACACUGGAGAACGUCCAGCUGAAGCUGGAGACCAUGAACGCCCAGGCGGACAGGGCCUACCUGCGGCUCUCCCGCAAGUUUGGGCAGUUGCGACUGCACCACUUAGAGCGCAGGAACCUCCUUAUCCAGAAUAUCCCGGGCUUCUGGGGGCAGGCUUUUCAGAACCACCCCCAGCUCUCAUCCUUUCUGAACAACCAAGAUAAAGAGGUACUCAGCUACUUGAACAGCCUAGAGGUGGAAGAGCUUGGUCUCGCCAGAUUGGGCUACAAGAUCAAGUUCUACUUUGGGCGCAACCCCUAUUUCCAAAAUAAGGUGCUCAUCAAGGAAUAUGGGUGUGGUCCUUCCGGUCAGGUGGUGUCUCGUUCUACUCCAAUCCAGUGGCUCCCAGGGCACGAUCUUCAGUCCCUAAGCCAGGGGAACCCAGACAACACCCGGAGCUUCUUUGGGUGGUUUUCAAACCACAGCUCCAUUGAGUCUGACAAGAUUGUGGAGAUAAUCAACGAGGAGUUGUGGCCCAAUCCCCUGCAGUACUACCUUAUGAGUGAAGGGGCCCGAGCAGAGAAAGGAAAGGAGGGCAGGCCAUGUCCAGCAAGGCAGCCAGUGGAGACCCCAGAGCCUGGGGUAAACAAGUCCAACUGAUUCUGCACAAGUCUCCCUGCUACCUCCUGCUGGACCCGUGCCUUGCUGGCUGACCACAUGAGUUUGGCUGUCUGCCUUCUCUUCAUGUUGACCUCUGUGCACUGUAUUCCCUUUGGACUUCAGUUACAAGAAUAUGGUGUUUAUGAUCAUGUUCUUUUGCCUCCCCAUGGCAUUCUUGCUUUUUUACGUUAGUGUCACAUGUUACGUGAUCUCACCCCUACUGUUUAUAUGUUAAACACACAUGAUUCAGAUGUGUGCUGCCUUUAUCUACAUUGCCUGGACCCUGUUCUUGGCUCUGGCCUUUCCCACCUGUUUUUAACGUGGACACUCGUGAGUCAUCCAACAAGAGGACCAGUGCAUCCUUAAGCUCUGCUACUUCAGGGUCCAUGAGUUGCUGGGCUGGUUCAUGUGACCAUGCAUGCCAUCUAUGGCAAGCUUUUCUGUUGCCACUGCAAAAUGAAGCUUGUGCACAUGGUAUUGGCCAUCAGCCAAAACUGAUUGUUCCGUGGCUCUGGGGUCACCAGCCAAGGUGCCAUCUACAAGAUCUCUGGCUUUGGCCAGGGGCCCAUGCUGCCCUCCUGGACACAGAUGAGGUUAAGGGUGAGAAGCAGUAUGCUGUGUGCUCUGUACCAUCAUGCGUCUCUUCCUGCCUCUGGGCCUUUCUCCUGGUGAACCUUUGUCAGGGUCUGCACCAUGCCCCAUCACUAUUAGGCCAUUGAGUUUUGUCCAGGUUGCUAUUGGCCCCAAUUGGCUUCCUGGUCAACAAGGACCUCAAGAACUGCUUGUGGACCCAGGCCCCCUGCCGGUGCAUGAGACACACACCUGCCCUCCCCAGCCUUCCAGGAACCCUCCUGGCUGCCAGACUGAUGGGCGGGCUGGUAUGUAUGGACAUGUGCUCACUGUCAUCAAGCUGUGGCUCCAGACAUGCACAGAAGUGGAGAGGAUGGUCUCUGGACCCCGUGUGCCCAUCACCUAGCUACAUCAAUUAUCAAUUAUGAUCAACCUGGUUUCAUCUGUGUCUCCCUCUCCCUGCCUGUAUUGUUUAUCAAAAGUCCAAGAGCCUGUGCCAGUUCAACCAGGACUGCUUUGGGAGACUGGGACUCUCUGUUGGUGGUGAUAGUGGUGGGGUGCACUAUCAUUAUCACAUCAGGUCUGUUUUUUACUUUUCGUGUUAACUAAUGAAGUUCCAGAGGUGGGCCUUAGAAUGAAAGUCUUCGGAAUUAACAAGAAGUCUCAAAAAAAGAUGAAGGGGAUGCUGCCUUUUUCCUGCAUCCACAAAAGGAAAGAGAGACUGUUUGUUGAUAAAGACUUAUCAGUCUUUGAUAAGGUGCUUACUUGAGAUCUUUCACCAGAACAUCAGUCUUUUUCCCUGUGUAAGAUGGAGACUUGUGUGACUAUUAGAAUUAUCAGCUUGUCCUGGUCUCAUAAUAUAACUCUGGGCUUGAAAGUAUAAUUUGGAAAUUGUUGCUGUGUUCUGUGAUAAUAACCUCCCAAAAGUAAUCAGUAACUGGUUGUCUUACUUGGUAAUUGACACCCUGGUAAUAAUGCAAUUAUUUCUUUGUUCCGAAACAGUAUAAAUAGUUGUAAGCUUGCAUGCAUGAUGGAAAAAAUAAAAGCCUGUAUCUCUGUUAUAUUUUUUUAUCUUUAAAAAAGAAUUGGAAGGUUAAGCAGAGGCUGGGUAGUUGAGGGGAUGUAUACUAUGGCAUACAUGAGUGAUUCCUAAGCCUCAGGCCCUUGUGUGACUAGCUACAUAACAAUAUAUAAAAUUCUGAUUCCCAAGCCCAUACCAGAGAUUGCGAUUCUGUGGUUCUGGGAAGAAGCCAGGCA
This is a messenger RNA of Eubalaena glacialis (North Atlantic right whale), 3159 nucleotides long. It is a transcript of the gene TSPYL5, whose product is annotated as TSPY like 5. The transcript has 2 exons. The record is from RefSeq and is a predicted model, not a curated record. Bases 85 to 1332 code for a protein of 415 amino acids. Gene Ontology annotation, cellular component: nucleus; chromatin. Lineage: Eukaryota; Metazoa; Chordata; Mammalia; Artiodactyla; Balaenidae. Gene Ontology annotation, molecular function: chromatin binding; histone binding. Gene Ontology annotation, biological process: nucleosome assembly.